AUGGUGUCCUGCAAGGCCAUGGCUGCCCUGCUGGUGGUGCAUGCAGCCGCCAUGCUGGCCUCCCAGACAGAAGCCUUUGUGCCCAUCUUCACCUACAGUGAACUGCAGAGGAUGCAGGAAAGGGAACGGAACAAAGGAGAAAAGAAAUCCCUGAGCGUGUGGCAGAGGUCUGAGGAGGCAGGUCCCCGAAACCCUGAGGAGACCUCCGAGGAAGAAGAAAACAAAAUGAUCAAGCUGACUGCUCCUGUGGAAAUUGGAAUGAGGAUGAACUCCAGGCAGCUGGAAAAGUACCGGGCUGCGCUGGAAGGACUGCUGAGUGAGGCGCUGCCUGGUAAGCAGCCAAAUGACGCUCCAGGGAGAAAGGUGUACCCAUCAGGGAGCCCCGCCCACCUGGAGGAGCGGACAGAACCAGCCCCGCCCAUCAGCUGA
Sciurus carolinensis (gray squirrel) is the source of this 429-nucleotide messenger RNA. RefSeq names its product motilin (gene Mln). The record is from RefSeq and is a predicted model, not a curated record. Gene Ontology annotation, cellular component: extracellular region. The transcript is spliced from 4 exons. NCBI's taxonomy places the organism in Eukaryota, Metazoa, Chordata, Mammalia, Rodentia, Sciuridae. The coding region runs from base 1 to 429 and encodes 142 amino acids. Gene Ontology annotation, molecular function: motilin receptor binding; hormone activity.